CCGUCAGCUUGGGCGAUGAAGCUUCUCGUACGCGGCUGGUGGAGACCCAGGCUGGGCCGCGGUGCGGCGAGCGGGAAGGCGAGCUCUCCGCGGCGGGUGGUGGCGAGCGGGCUCGGCGGCUGUCCUGGCUGGGAGGACGGCAAGGACGCCCGAGGCCGCGACAAGCCGCCCUGGCGCGUGCUCUUCUUCGGCACAGACCACUUCGCCCGCGAGGCGCUGCGUGCGCUCCACGCCGCCAGGGAAAGCAAAGAGGGAAGGUUGAUAGAAAAACUGGAGGUGGUCACGAUGCCCUCACCAUCGCCCAGAGGACUUCCGGUGAAGCAGUACGCCGUGCAGUCCCAGCUUCCGGUGUAUGAGUGGCCGGACGUGGGCUCCGGAGAGUAUGACGUAGGAGUGGUGGCUUCCUUUGGCCGGCUUUUGAGUGAGGCUCUUAUUCUUAAAUUCCCCUACGGCGUGCUGAACGUGCAUCCCAGCCUCCUCCCGAGGUGGCGGGGCCCGGCCCCCAUCAUCCACACGGUGCUCCACGGAGAUCCUGUGACUGGAGUGACAAUCAUGCAGAUCAGACCUAAACGGUUUGAUGUAGGCCCAAUUCUCAAGCAGGAAGCCAUCUCUGUGCCACCCAACAGCACUGCCAAGGACUUGGAAGCAGUGUUGUCAAGACUGGGUGCUGGCAUGCUUAUUUCAGUUUUGAAAAAUCUGCCUGAAAGUCUGAGCAAUGGGAGGCAGCAGCCAGCCGAGGGGGUGACGUACGCACCUAAGAUUUCUGCUGAUACCAGCUGUAUAAAAUGGGAAGAACAAACCUCAGAGCAAAUAUUCAGACUGUACCGCGCCAUUGGAAACAUGAGUCCGCUGCAGACGCUCUGGAUGGGCAGUACCAUUAAACUCCUGGAUUUCGUAGAAGUGGACCGCUCAGUCCUUGCUGAUCCAAAAUUCUCAGGACAGGCUGCUGUUCCAGGAUCUGUCACAUACCACAAACAGUCCCAGAUGCUGCUGGUCUGUUGCAAGGAUGGCUGGGUUGGCAUCCGAUCAGUAAUGCUUAAGAAAACACUAACAGCUACUGACUUCUACAACGGAUAUUUGCACCCGUGGUACCAGAGAAAUUCCCAGGUUCAACCAAGCCAUUGCAGAUUUCAGACUCUCAGGCUUCCUACAAAGAAGAAGCAGAAAAAAAUUGUUGCUAUGCAACAGUGCAUUACGUAGUCAGGAAGACGGUGGAUAAGAACCUAUUACAUAUUUGUAACUUAUUAAAAGCCUUAUUUACAAGGAACUGCCUUGACUUUCAAAGAAGAUGAUGCUGUCCGAGGAAGUAGAGAUUUUUAUUGAAAACAUGGAUAACCCCACUUUCCAUUUUUUUAUUUAAUAGUCAUUAAAAGUGGCUUUUUCUACUUAAGUAACAAAAGAAGUUUAAAUAAAUUUGUAGUUGUAAUGUCACACUCAAGAA
Molecule: messenger RNA, 1441 nt
Organism: Octodon degus (degu)
Lineage: Eukaryota; Metazoa; Chordata; Mammalia; Rodentia; Octodontidae
Gene: Mtfmt
Product: mitochondrial methionyl-tRNA formyltransferase
Exons: 9
Coding region: 16-1200 (394 amino acids)
Biological process (GO): conversion of methionyl-tRNA to N-formyl-methionyl-tRNA; biosynthetic process
Cellular component (GO): mitochondrion
Molecular function (GO): methionyl-tRNA formyltransferase activity
Source: RefSeq, a predicted model, not a curated record